UCCCCACGUGUCUGUGAAACAUCAACAUGGCAGCUGCCUGAGAUAAUGCACCCUCUGUAGAGAAAACAGACCGGAGAGUAGACAACCGGGAAAACAGGCAUCAAGCUGUAGGAAACGUCGCUCUUCGUUUAUUGCUGUAGUAGUUGCUGGGUCUGAUCAAGAAGGUUCAGCUGUGCCAGGACCCCGUCGCCAUUCUGCGAUUUCCAGUAUGUCCAGCGAGGAUGAUGACCCAAUCAUACAAGAGAUUGACGUGUACCUGGCCAAAAGCCUUGCAGACAAACUGUAUUUAUUCCAGUAUCCGGUACGCCCAGCAACUAUGACCUAUGAUGUUGCUCAUUUAUCUGCAAAAAUCAAACCCAAACAGCAGAAGGUUGAAGUGGAACUGGCUAUAGACUCCAUGAGCCCAAACUACUGCCGCAGCAAAGGAGAGCAGAUAGCCCUCAAUGUCGAUGGAAUCGCCACAGAGGAGGGCAACACAUAUUCCACGAAGCUUAUGGACAAGCAGACCUUCUCCUCCAUCCAGGCCACCACAAACACAUCUCGCUAUGCUGCUGCUGUCUUCCGGAAAGGUGAACUCCACUUGACACCGCUGCAUGGCAUUCUUCAGCUGAGACCUAGUUUCUCCUACCUGGACAAGGCAGAUUCUAAACAUCGGGAGCGAGAGGCUGCCAACGAAGGUGGGGACUCCUCUCAAGACGAGGCGGAGGAGGAUGUGAAGCAGAUCACAGUUCGUUUUUCCCGACCGGAGUCUGAGCAGGCCCGACAGCGUCGAGUCCAGUCCUACGAGUUCCUGCAAAAGAAACAUGCGGAGGAGCCCUGGGUUCACCUGCACUACUACGGACUCAAGUUCCUUGUCAUACAGUGA
This is a messenger RNA of Polyodon spathula (Mississippi paddlefish), 865 nucleotides long. RefSeq names its product DNA-directed RNA polymerase III subunit RPC5-like. Gene Ontology annotation, biological process: DNA-templated transcription. The coding region runs from base 209 to 865 and encodes 218 amino acids. Lineage: Eukaryota; Metazoa; Chordata; Actinopteri; Acipenseriformes; Polyodontidae. The transcript is spliced from 10 exons. The record is from RefSeq and is a predicted model, not a curated record. Gene Ontology annotation, cellular component: RNA polymerase III complex; nucleus.